AUGCCGGCGCGGCGGCCCAGGAAGGGCAACCGCCGGAUCGACGCGGCCAUCGACCACUUCGGCGCCAUGGGCUAUGCCGCACGCGACAUUAGGGCCGUCGUCGCUGAUCUCCUCAAGGUGUACGGGGGCCCUGGCCCUGAUGUGUGGCGCGUACUGGAGGAAGGCUCCUACGAGCUUGUGCAAAACAGGAUCUUUGAGAUCGAGGAAGAGGAGAAGCAGAAGCAGGACCAACAGCUGCUGCUGGAGUAUCACCAACAGCAGGAUGGCCAGCAAGUGGAGGAUGAGCCUCCUCAGGUUGGGUGA
Molecule: messenger RNA, 303 nt
Organism: Miscanthus lutarioriparius
Lineage: Eukaryota; Viridiplantae; Streptophyta; Magnoliopsida; Poales; Poaceae
Source: the annotation of a GenBank genome assembly